Alosa alosa (allis shad) is the source of this 1607-nucleotide messenger RNA. RefSeq names its product lysosome-associated membrane glycoprotein 3 (gene lamp3). Gene Ontology annotation, cellular component: membrane. The coding region runs from base 400 to 1179 and encodes 259 amino acids. The record is from RefSeq and is a predicted model, not a curated record. The transcript has 6 exons. Lineage: Eukaryota; Metazoa; Chordata; Actinopteri; Clupeiformes; Clupeidae.
GCACACGGUGGUGUAAACCUUGGAUUGAGAAAGGCAAAUUGUUUAAGGUUGCAAAUACAUUGUCCUGAUGUGGAACCACAGGAGGAGCCUAACGAAGGAAAACAUUAGAAGGUUUUCAGCUAAUUCUACCCUCUUAAUGCCUUUAAAAUCUAUUUGAUAUUCAUAUUCUUUUUUUGAAAAAAAACUUAACAAAAAUAAAUGUAAUCUAACCUUAUCUAACCUAAUGACAAAUGAAACGGGCCUUUUGACAGUGGUUUAACUUCCUGCAUGUCUGAGUACAAUAACUGACCACAUCACAAGUAUGCUCCUCCCAGGCAGCGAGAGUGUCUUUUAAACUCAUGUAGCGUUUAAGAGCGGGACAAAUACAUCUCACUACCAGACAAAACCACAGGUACCAACAUGAGAAUAAAUAGGUCAAGAGGACUCAACACAUUUACAAAAUGGCUUCUCCUAUCAUCAGUUGUUCUACUUAAAGGAAGCACAGUGACUGAGUUAGACAAGCCCCUUAGCAAGCCCUCAUCUCAUGGCUCACCUAAUGUAACCAUGAGCAAGAAGUCUUCUCUGCAGCCCACACCAUCACCACCACUUCUUGGCAGCUAUAGACUAACGAAUCCCGAUGGCAAUGUGUGCUUGAAAGCUGUUCUGGGAGUGGAGUACAUGGUAACAGUGAACAAAAAAUUCUACUAUUUCAACAUGAAUCCCCUAGCAACCCAUGCUACUGGAUACUGUGGGAAUCAGACUGCUGUUCUCUCAUUGGAGUUCGAUGAAGGGAAUCUUGAGUUCACUUUUCACAAGGGGUCCAAGGAGUAUUACACCCGUAGGUUACAAGCUCUUUUGGGGCCAAUUUCUGUGUGUGAUAAAUGCAGAAAUCAGUCCUAUCCUGGGACAGUGGACCGUCAAACAUUGUUCAAAACCACAACAGGACUCAGUUUCAAAUGUAAAUCAGAGCUGGUGGUCAAGAUGUCCCCAAACUUUAGGCUUAAAAUUCUGUCUGUACAAUUUCAGCCUUUUGAUUUGGCAAUGGGGCAGUUUGGAAAAGACUUUGAAUGCUGGCAGGACUACAUCAAACGCAUCAUACCCAUUAUACUCGGGGCCAUAGCUGUGGGAAUUCUCCUGAUUGCCACAAUAUCUUACUUAGUUGUUCGUGAAUAUCGCCAUCGGGGUUAUGAAAGCCUGUGAGCCUCACACAGAUCAACUGGAUUUAUGUCUUCCUUUUGUAUCAACCUUCAUUUGAAAUAUUGAAUAUCAAGGGGGAAAAUGGGGAGAAUAUCAAAAUAGCUAUCUCAAUGUAUCAGUUUUCAACAUAAUGUGCGUAGGCCUACAGUAUACGUUUAUCAUCUUUGGCAUAAUAUUUAUGUACAUUUUUUAAAAAUAUUUAUCUGUAUCACAACUGUUACAAACUCAUCCUACAUUGUUCCAGAACAAAAACACUCCACUGUAAUCUUUCAUCUACCAUCACGUUUAGCCUAAAACAGUGAAGCACUACCAUUCUCUGCACAGUGUUUAGGUUAGCAAUUGAAAUGUUUCUGAAAUAAACAUGUGUAAAAGUGAGAGAAAUUACACAGAAAUGUGGCCGUACCAAAAUAAAGUGGUUUUAUUGUGAUUCA